Molecule: messenger RNA, 1486 nt
Organism: Elaeis guineensis (African oil palm)
Lineage: Eukaryota; Viridiplantae; Streptophyta; Magnoliopsida; Arecales; Arecaceae
Product: UDP-glycosyltransferase 83A1
Molecular function (GO): quercetin 7-O-glucosyltransferase activity; quercetin 3-O-glucosyltransferase activity
Source: RefSeq, a predicted model, not a curated record
AUGGCUUCUCCUCAUGCCAUCAUCAUACCUUGUCCAGAGCAUGGCCACAUCAUUCCCUUAAUAGCUCUCUCCCACUCCUUGGUUGCCCAUGGCUUCAGGAUCACAUUCAUCAAUUCCGAAUUCAACCAUGAGCGAGUUGUUGCUUCCUUGUCCCAAAACGGUGGUGAUGGAGUGGAAGGGAUGCAUAUGGUUUCCUUUCCGGAUGGAUUGGCACCUGGUGAAGACCGUAAUACUUUCAAAAAGAAGAUUGAAGGCAUCGUGAGGGUCAUGCCUGGAUGUUUGGAGGAACUCAUAAAACAGAUUAGGAGUGACCGGGUUACAUGCAUUAUCGCCGAUGGGACCAUGGGGUGGGCUCUCGAAGUGGCGCAAAAGAUGGGCAUCCGGUCGGUUGCCUUUUGGCCUAUGUCUGCUACGCUGCUUGCAUUAUUUCUGAGCAUUCCCAAGAUGAUCCAGGAUGGUAUCAUUGGUGCCGAUGGAAUGCCAGAAAGGAGUGAGACUUUCCAGCUGAGCCCUGACAUACCGUCUAUGAACACAAGCCAACUUCCAUGGAAUUGUGCUGGUGAUCACGAUCCAGAAAGAUUCCUCUUCAAGCUCAUAUCCAGUAAUAAUCAAUCAAUGCAGCUUGCCGAAACAAUCAUUUGCAACUCCUUCUAUGAACUUGAGUCACCAUCCUUCACACUCUUUCCAAAUUUAUUGCCGGUUGGACCAUUACUCACAAGCCAACAGUUUGGAACGGCAGUUGGGCAUUUCUGCCAAGUGGAUACAACCUGCAUGAGUUGGCUUGAUGAGAAACCUGCUAACUCUGUCAUCUAUGUGGCAUUUGGGAGCGUAGCAGUCUUCAACCAGCACCAAUUCAAGGAGCUUGCACUUGGGCUUGAACUAUCUGGCCAUCCAUUCCUGUGGGUCGUAAGACACAAUCUCACAGAUGGGAUAGAUGAUGCCUGGUUCAAUGGGUUUCGAGAUCGAGUUAAAGGCCAGGGAUUGUUGGUGGGAUGGUCUCCUCAACAGCAGGUACUGGCUCACCCUUCCAUUGCUUGCUUCUUUUUUCAUUGUGGUUGGAAUUCAACAUUGGAAGGGACGAAGAAUGGAGUUCCUUUCCUCUGCUGGCCUUCCUUCAUCGAUCAUUUCCUCAGCCGGACCUAUAUUUGUGAUGUUUGGAAGAUUGGUUUGAGCAUAGAUCCUGAUGACAAAGGGUUUGUUCCAAGGGAGCAGAUCAAAAAGAAGGUGGACCAAAUAUUUGGCAAUGAGGAGAUGAAGGCCAGGGCCCUAGUGUGGAAAGAUAUCGCUAAUAGGUGUACUAAGGAAGGAGGGUCUUCCUAUAAGAAUUUCAAGAGCUUUGUAGAUGCCAUGAAAGAAUGACUAGUUCUUUUGCUUAUAAUAAGGCACAUGAACCUUUUGUGUUGGCUUCAUCCAACUCAAGAUUAAUGUCUGAUGAAUGUAGUGUGUACCAUUUGGAGACAGCCAAUGAAAUGGUCAAUGUAUUUAU